UUUUUUUCUGGUUAAUCCAGUUGUGGCCCAUCUUCGGAUCAUCUUCCGCUCAUUGCCAUGGAGGGUCCGCGGAUCUUCGACAUGGCGGCCGAUGAGGGUGCGGGCUCGGAGGUGCAGAAUUGGCUGGAAGAGCUAGGCUUGGGGCGCUACUUCGGCCUCCUUCAGGCCGAGGGCUUCGAUGACUUUCGCAUCUGCCGCCGGGCCACUGAAGAGGACGUGAGCGAGCUGGUGGUGCUUUGUGCUAUGCCGCGGCUCCACGAGCGUCAGUUCCGCCGCGCGCUGAAGGAAUUGUGCAAGGGUGAGGAGGACGAGGACUCCACACUUCCACACGAAGUGACGGGCGGGGGGUCAACGCCACGCUCGCGGGCCAGCCCAGGAGCAGCGCCAGGGAGUACCUGGGAAGUCAUUGGCGGCCGCUCUGCCGGUGGGGUACUGGUGCGCAAUGGGCAGGACCUGCGCUCUCCGGAAGCGGCCUCUCGGCUGGGCUUCCGUGCGACAGUCCGUGAGCUGGAUUUAGUUGGCACCCGCUUGAACUUUGAAUUAGUCACAGGGAGAGGGCCCAAGACCGGCUGGGUGAGCAUCAAAGUCUCUGGCAAGGACUUGCUCGUGAGGCUUGAACCGGAGAUCCCUUCAACCUGCGAGGCGACCUCGGAGAAUGAGGAGCCACCUGAGCUGGUGGCACAGGACGACGACGAUGAAGAGGUUCUGUCAGUGGAGAGUGAGGAGCAUACCUCGAAGGAGGUAGAAGCCGUGAGGUCGGAGAGGGAGAUGGAAAGCCACGGUCGAAGCGCCGUUCCCUUUGAAGUGCCGGAUCGGGUGAGAGGAGCUCAAAACGGGAACGAUGGACGGUUCUCAUUGCAGCGGGGAAGACUCAGCAAGGAGUGGUUGAAGAAGGACUUCGAGCUGCGCCCCAACGGCUAUGCCAUGAUGCGGAGGCCUGUCGAGAACUCCCUCUCUGCGGCCGUGGCUAUGGCGAGGCAGCCUCUCUCACGGCCCAAUGUCCCUGUCAUGACUGCCCUGCCGCACCCCAGAAUGAUCUAGCGGAGGCAGCUUGGACUGGAAACCCACGCGAAUCAGUGGAAAAGCUGCGCUUCGGCCCCGCAUGCCACGCGGGGUGGGUUCCGGCCGGAAAGAGUGACCUUUGUUUCGAAGGGUUUUGUUCGUUUUUUUCCACUAGAGGUGUCCAAGGUCAAUGACGUUAUGCUCGACCAGUCAAGGGCUUGAAUUGUAAAAAUAUAUCCC
Molecule: messenger RNA, 1242 nt
Organism: Durusdinium trenchii
Lineage: Eukaryota; Dinophyceae; Suessiales; Symbiodiniaceae
Source: the annotation of a GenBank genome assembly